Messenger RNA from Penicillium salamii, 426 nucleotides. Lineage: Eukaryota; Fungi; Ascomycota; Eurotiomycetes; Eurotiales; Aspergillaceae. The record is from the annotation of a GenBank genome assembly.
AUGAAGUUCACUGUCCCCAUUCUUGCUUCUCUGGUAGCUACCAGCACCGCUCUCUUCGACAAGGACCAGCCCUGGGGCAAGCGCGACUACUCCUGUGUCAAUGUCUACCAGGGUAUUAAUGACGGCUCGACCGUCACCGCUGGUCAAACCAUCAAGGUCCGCUUCGACCGGAAGCCUACCGCUCGCUGCGCAGACCCCCUGAACAAGUACCCCGGUGACGACUACAGCGUGUGGCUGUACAACAACCCUGUCCGGGACCGUGACAACAUUCACUUCGACCAGUCGAUCAAGAUCACCAGCGGCAUUAAGGAGAAGGCAGGUGCCGUGGAUGUUACUAUCCCCAAGAACCUGCCCGAGGUAAAGGAUGGUUCCGUCUGGUACUUGAGAGUUCAGACUUCUUUGUCGACUGCUCCUCAGGUAUGUUAA